Molecule: messenger RNA, 2277 nt
Organism: Megalobrama amblycephala (Wuchang bream)
Lineage: Eukaryota; Metazoa; Chordata; Actinopteri; Cypriniformes; Xenocyprididae
Gene: tor2a
Product: torsin family 2, member A
Exons: 5
Coding region: 80-1042 (320 amino acids)
Cellular component (GO): endoplasmic reticulum lumen; nuclear envelope; endoplasmic reticulum
Molecular function (GO): ATP binding; ATP hydrolysis activity
Source: RefSeq, a predicted model, not a curated record
UCGCGGUAAUAUGUGAGAUCAAAUCAGUUGUUGCCCUCUAGUGUCCGGCAUCUGUAGUUGCUCUUCCGUCAUCCAACUCAUGGAGCUGUGCUCCGAGGCUGUAGCUACGAUGAUAUUUAUAAUAUUCUUAAUUUAUUGUACUUCCUUAGGUACUGGUUUUGAGAUGAAGUCUAUUUUUUGUUCAAUAUCUGAGAGCUGCGACUGUGACUACAAACCAGACAUAAAAGGUUUAGAGUGGGACCUUUAUAAAAACGUUUAUGGUCAGCAUAUGGUUCAGGACAUUGUCUCAGAAGCAGUGGUGAAAUUUUUACUGAAUGAAAACCCAGACAGACCACUAGUGCUGUCUUUCCAUGGAGCAUCCGGGACUGGAAAAAGUAUGGUCAGCGCUAUGAUUGGACGACAUAUCUAUGGAACAGCCAUGGGCAGUCCGUACAUCCAUCAGUUUGUUCCCACGUUACACUUUCCCUUAGCCAACCGGGUGCAACAAUACAGGUCUGAUCUAAAACGUUGGGUCGAGAGAAACCUAACCGCUUGUGCUCGCUCAAUCUUUAUCUUCGAUGAGAUGGAGAAAAUGCCUCCUGGUGUGAUUGACGUUUUAGAACCGCAUUUAGGCCCCUUUCAUGUUCUGUUCCAGACAAACUACCGUAAGGCGAUUUAUAUAUUUAUCAGUACUGUAGGUCAGGAGGUAGUUAACAAACUUGCGCUGGAGAGUCGACAGGCAGGUAGAGAUCGAGAGGACAUUCGCCCUGAUGAGCUGGAGGAAAGUAUUGCUGAUGCCGUGUACAACAACAAGAACAGUGGGUUCUACCACUCCAGAAUAAUUACAGAAAAGCUCAUCACUCGUUUUGUGCCUUUCCUUCCCUUGCUUCGGCGACACGUGGAGCGCUGUGCCCAGCGGGAGCUCUGCCAGCGCGGGGAGUGUCAGCGUGCGGAUGUGGCAUCAUCUGUAGGGGGCGCCAUAACUUACACACCAAAUGACAGCCAGUAUUUCUCCAGCACUGGCUGCAAAUUGGUACCAGCUAAAGUUAACCUGUUCCUUUGAAUGCUGAAGGUAGAUCUCUUUAGGAUCUUCACAGCACAAAGACUUUUGGGAAGCCAACUGAAUUUGGGAUUUUGAGACAUUCUUUCAGUUGUAUGUUUCAGCCAUGUGGAUGAGUUCUGAUAAAGAAUGUAGAUGAUUUGAUAAACAUCUCAGGUUUUUGCAGUUUUAAAUCAAGCAAGAAUAAGCCAGUUGCUAGGUAAUACAAAGGCAAAUUCACAAAGCCGACCUCUGUUAUACUUCAGAGUUCUCUGGGUCACUGAAACAACCUACAAAACACUCAUUUUCUGUGUGGAGUUCAUUACAAAUCAAGUGCUCUCUGAACUGAUUAUUUAUUUUAUCAUGGGCUGGCAAUUAAACUAAUUGCUGUAUUUCUUAUGCUGACCACUGGGUGGCAGCAGUGCCUAUUUGAAGCAGGGUUUUUGUCCCACAACACUUUUUUUCUCUUUUUUUUUUUCAAUUUUAAAACAUUCAUAUUAAAUAUGUAAAUGAAACCAGAAAGUGGAAUCUAUCAGCUCUUUUAGUAUGUUGUACAUGAGGAUGUCGUAAAGUGACAGUUCACCCAAAAUGUAUCAUUUACAAACCAUCAUUCCUUGUUACAAACUUGUAUGACUUUAUCUUUUUAUGUGGAACAUAAAAGAUAUUUUGAGAAACGCCUCAGUGUUUUUUUGUUUUUGUUUUUUUUCUAUACAAUUGGUGUCAGUGGUAACCAAAACCACUGCAGAAAGUCAUACAGGUUUGGAACAACGUGGGGGUGUUAGAUUUUGUUCUCUCAUCUGAAAAGCCACUUUGUCUAGUUUGAUCUGAGACAAAUUGCCAGAUUUUAAAUAUUACUUAAAUUAUUUAGUAUUUUUUUGUUCUCUUUACUAUAUAAAACUCCUUGAAUGGUUCUAACAAAGAACAACAGUUAAUUUAUUUAAUUUUAAACACUAAAAUAAGUGCCCUGAAAUUCAGUGGAAUUGUGUCCAUAUCUAAUUCCAGUGUUGUUCACUGUUGUUUACAUUGUACAGUUAUUCUGCACAUUCAUUUAGAAUAGUCUUCAAUGUGAUGUAAAUAUGUUUUAAAGGAUUUAAAGCAUUUUCUUUAUGCAUCUUUCUAUUCAUUGAUCAACCAUCUUUUUCAGCAAUGUUAUUUUGUCUUUCUUUUUUAUUUAAUUUGAAACAUGUACAGUAAUAUAAAAUGCAAAAAAGAAACACUUCAUCAAAAACAAGGCAAUAAAAUCAACUUUCAUUUUUUAA